This is a messenger RNA of Dentiscutata heterogama, 139 nucleotides long. The record is from the annotation of a GenBank genome assembly. NCBI's taxonomy places the organism in Eukaryota, Fungi, Glomeromycota, Glomeromycetes, Diversisporales, Gigasporaceae.
CUUCUGAUGGCUCAGCAACUAAUCUCGCAUAUGCCAACAAGCUUUCUCCGUUGAAAAGAUCAAGAAAAUUUAAUAAAUUUAAUAAAUUAAAUUUAUUAAAUUUUCGCGAUCCUUUUGAUCUUCGAUCCCACCAAAACAG